Chara braunii is the source of this 849-nucleotide messenger RNA. The record is from the annotation of a GenBank genome assembly. Lineage: Eukaryota; Viridiplantae; Streptophyta; Charophyceae; Charales; Characeae.
CUAAACGAUUUCCUAUAUGACAACUUUGACUGGGUGUUGGGUGACCAGCAACGCAGGGGGGGGACGCCAGUCAGCUAGGACGACGCAUGGUGCCAUCUGCAAUCCCAUUUGGAUACGACCGUGUUAAGAUGCAAGUGCGUGAUAUGAUGGGCAAUGUGUGGAGCACGCAUUACGUGAACGACAUGUUUUCCUUCCGUCAUUUCGACAGAGAAGCGAUUAUAGACGAAAAGGAGGCGGUGACAUGCCGGCCGCGCGAUGCACGCAUCUUCGACCCGCCAAUUGGCAAUCCUGUCGAGUUGGCCCUGGCUGAAGGAACGGUGUUUGGUGGUGAGAAGAGCAUCACAUAUGUCCACGUAAGGGGAAAAGAAGCCACAUUUGAUGACAUCUGUAUGGACGUAUGGGACCAUGUGGCAAUGCGGAAGGAUGUGGUUGCAACCAGUAACAUUGUGGCCCAUGUGAUUCAAGAAGGGCACUUGUACCAGCAUGUGGGUCGUGACAUGUACGGGUACCAUGUGAAUUGGGUACCUGUUCUUGGUGGUGGUGACACGUGUCUCCGUUUGCAAUCCUCAUGUGAAGGACCGGGGAUUGCUGGAGGAACACGCGCAGCGUUGCUGGGAGAAGAUAAGGGAGGAAGAACGGCAGAUGGUGUGCAUGGGAUAUGACUCCCAUAAUGACCAGGCGAUGUGGUCGAUCGUGGAAGACUCGUACACCGAGCAAGCGCGGCCCUCGAUAGAUGGAAUGUUUCUGGAGGCCGUUCGACGUAGACAUGGGUGCACAUCACUUCUUGGGUGGGUCCCUGUCGUCUGUCCCAUGACAUAUGACCAUGGUGAACAAAUGUGCAUGAGAUUC